Molecule: messenger RNA, 420 nt
Organism: Fusarium graminearum PH-1
Lineage: Eukaryota; Fungi; Ascomycota; Sordariomycetes; Hypocreales; Nectriaceae
Exons: 1
Coding region: 1-420 (139 amino acids)
Source: RefSeq, a predicted model, not a curated record
AUGCGCUACCAAAGUGUCACGGUGCCCAUGUACACCAAGGUCGGCGUUUCUCCUCUCGUUGUCGCAGUAUUCUGUAGCAGCCGCCUUCGAACUGGGGAUAUUGCUAGGGUAUCAAUCGAUGACAUACGUCUUGAGAAGGGUGAGGGCGAGCUUUCAAGCUGGGCGUUUGAUAUGCCUCGGGAAAAAUAUCAGUAUUGGCUGCGCGAUAAUUAUUGGAUUGAAUUCCAGGAACAAGAUGCCAAGUGGUACGCCAACUCUUAUAGCCCCGAAUGGCCAGUCAAUUGUAGAGAGGAGACGUUUGAUGGAUGGGAAUGCGUGGUGGCGGGUGGUGACUAUCGACGUCAAGAUCUUUGGGAUGAGGGUUACGGUGACUAUUGGCCACUUAAUGAGCAACCAGGACGUGGGGUCACGGAUAUUUGA